CAUUCUCUCUUUCCUUCUGUGCCCACUCCACUUCCAAAAUAUAAUAAUAUAAUAAUAAAAUAAUGUCUCCUCCCCCUCCCCCCGCCGCCGGCCUCCCCACCCACAUCUCCGCCGUCCGCCGCUGCCUCGCCGCCUGGAACGGCGCCCGUCCGGCGGCGCUGCUAAUCUGCGCCGCGGUCGGCUUAAUCCUCCGGUUCGGCGUCCCCAAACCGGGCCACGUCACCCCAAAAGCCUGGUCCCUCCUCUCCAUCUUCGUCGCCACCGUGGCCGGCCUCAUCCUCGGCCCCCUCCCCGUCGGCGCGUGGGCCUUCGUCUGCGUGACCGUCACCGUCGUCACCAAAACCCUAAGCUUCGCCGCCGCCUUCUCCGCCUUCACGAACGAGGUGAUAUGGCUAGUGGUGGCGGCGUUCUUCCUCUCCCGGGGGUUCGUGAAGACCGGGCUCGGCGACCGGGUGGCGAUGGUGUUCGUCCGGUGGCUCGGGAAGAGCACUCUCGGCCUGUCGUACGGACUCGUCCUGGGAGAGCUCGCCAUUUCUCCCGGCAUGCCGAGCUCCACGGCGCGCGCCGGCGGGAUAUUCGUUCCUAUUAUAAAGUCGCUGGCGGCGGGAGCCGAGAGCCAGCCGAAAGACCCCUCGGCGCGCCGGCUCGGAGCUUAUCUGAUUCUGUCACAAAUGCAGAGUAGCAAUAGUUCGGGCGCAUUUUUUAUUACGGCUGCGGCUCAAAAUCUGCUGUGCAUCAAGUUAGCCGAGAGCCUCGGCGUCGAAAUCAAACACCAAUGGGUGACUUGGCUUAAGGCAUCAUGUAUACCGGCCGGCAUCUCCCUUUUGUCGACGCCGUUUCUCUUGUACAAAAUAUAUCCUCCUAAGCUGAGGACCACUCCGGAGGCUCCGGCUAUGGCGAAACAGAGGCUGGAGCAGAUGGGCGCGAUUAAAAGAGAAGAGUGGAUUAUGAUCGGAACUUUGCUCUUGACUGUUGGCUUGUGGGUUGCCGGGGAGGCUUUGAACAUGGCAAAUGUUGUCACAGCAAUGGUAGGUUUGUCGAUACUUCUCCUCUGCGGCGUCCUCGAUUGGAAUGACUGUCUGAGCGACAAACAAGCUUGGGACACCCUCACCUGGUUCGCAAUCCUAAUCGGCAUGGCCACAGAAUUAAAUGUUCUCGGCGUUGUGCCAUGGCUGUCCGGAUGCGUCUCAGACUUGCUCAAGCAUCUUUCCCUUAGCACAUUCGGCACAUUUUCUCUCCUCCAACUAUCCUAUUUCUUCAUCCAUUACCUGUUCGCCAGCCAAACCGCGCACGUCGGCGCACUCUACUCGGCAUUUCUUUCGAUGCAAUUGUCCUCUGGAGUCCCUAAACUGUUGGCUGCUUUGGCUUUGGCAUACAACACAAAUCUUUUUGGCUGCAUCACUCAUUACAGCAGUGGCCAAGCUGCUGUCUACUAUGGAGCCGGUUAUGUCGAGCUUCGAGACCUCUUCCCAUUGGGUUUAGCAAUAGCCCUAAUUAACUUAGUGAUAUGGGCAUUGGUUGGAGCUGCUUGGUGGAAAAUAUUAGGCCUCUAUUGACACGACACUCAAAUUCGAUGAUUUGUGAUGUUGAUUAUGUAAUAACGAUGACGACAUUAUUAUUCAACAACGGCGGAAAAUAGUACGUGUUGAAUAGUGCUGAUUUUCCAUCGGUCAUUCGAUCCCAAAAUAACUUGACGGCUUAUAUAUAUAUAUAUAUAUAUGAGAGAGCGUUCACAUCAUUUUCUCUAUAUUUUUUCU
Andrographis paniculata is the source of this 1757-nucleotide messenger RNA. Its product is annotated as dicarboxylate transporter 2.1, chloroplastic-like. NCBI's taxonomy places the organism in Eukaryota, Viridiplantae, Streptophyta, Magnoliopsida, Lamiales, Acanthaceae. The transcript has 4 exons. Gene Ontology annotation, molecular function: transmembrane transporter activity. The record is from RefSeq and is a predicted model, not a curated record. Gene Ontology annotation, biological process: transmembrane transport. Gene Ontology annotation, cellular component: membrane. The coding region runs from base 63 to 1556 and encodes 497 amino acids.